GACAGUCAGAAAGCAGCCCUCUGCAGGUGGCUCCACUACCACUACCACAGAGAGCCAAGUUCUUCCACUGGAGAGGUAUCUCUAGAAUGCAGCACUCCCGCUGCACCAGGGCAGGCUCUGCAUCACGCCAUCUUCCUCCAGAAACAGAGGCUGGAAGACCUGCCAGCAUCUGGGACAUCCCUGUCCUUCUGGUGGGAAGAAACCCCAGCAAAUUGUCCAUCCAAGGAUGGCUGCUCUACGAGGUCACCACUGGGUCUCCCCGCUUCUGUUGCUUUCCUAAUCCUGGUCUCACAGGAUUCAUUUGCAAGCCAGCAUUAUGGCCUCCUUCUCAGCUCCUCACUCCCAUUCUAAGAAACCUCUGGGCAAGAUGGCUGACUGGUUCAGGCAAGCACUGGUAAAGAAGCCCAAGGAGAGGCCUGUUUCCUCCAAAAGCCACCCCAGUGACAACUCAGAGCUGGCCUCAGAGGACAUCCUCCCAUCUUCAAGCCCUGGUCCAGAUGUGUCUGCAGUCUCAUCACCAACACCUGUGGACACCAGCAGCAGUGGCCGCUGGAGCAAAGACUACGAUGUAUGCGUGUGCCACAGUGAGGAGGACCUGGCAGUGGCCCAGGAGCUGGUCUCCUACCUGGAAGGCAGCACUGCCAGCCUGCGCUGCUUCCUGCAGCUUCGAGAUGCAACUCCAGGUGGCGCCAUCGUGUCGGAGCUGUGCCAGGCUCUGAGCAAUAGUCACUGCCAGGUGCUGCUUAUUACCGCAGGCUUCCUUCACGACCCGUGGUGCAAGUACCAGAUGCUGCAGGCCCUGACUGAAGCCCCUGGGGCUGAGGGCCGCACCAUCCCCUUGCUGUCAGGCCUGACCAGAGCUGCCUAUCCACCUGAACUGCGAUUCAUGUACUGUGUGGAUGGCAGAGGCCCGGAUGGUGGUUUUGGCCAAGUCAAGGAUGCUGUCAUGCGCUAUCUGCAGACACUCAGUUGACUGUCAUGUCACCAUGGGAUGCAGAAAGCUGGAGUCAUGUUGGAAACAGCCCAUAUUGGGCCUCAGGUUCCAGCAGGUCUGGUAGGAGACAUGUCAGCAGCCAGAGUCCACUGACAGCCCAAUCAGGGCUUUCCAUUACUAUGGCCUCCCUUGGGAAGCCACAAAAACUGAGGGUUUUCCCCCAAAGAAGGCCAAGAAGAAGCUGGGUUCUCCCCCAGGAAGUUUAUGAAGUGCUGGGGACUCCCCCAGAAGGCCACGAGGAAGUCAGAUGAUGGGGUUGGCUGGAGAAUAUGCUGAUACCAGGAGGGUCAACAUUAUCUUGUCUGUUGCUGAAUUGGACAGAAAGCUGGCACACACAAACCUGCCUUCUUCCCCAUCAAUGUUGACAGACAUCUUUCCAGAGGAGUAAGCUUAACUGAUGAGCUGAAGCCGAGGCUGCAGGCCUCAGCAUGGAUCUUCUUACCAGUUGCCCUCAACGCAGAUGUCAGGAGAAAGCUACAAGAACACCUGUAAUCCUAGCUACUCAGGAGGCUGAGAUCUGAGGAUUGAGGUUCAAAGCCACCCCAGGCAGGA
This is a messenger RNA of Dipodomys ordii (Ord's kangaroo rat), 1546 nucleotides long. RefSeq names its product toll-interleukin 1 receptor (TIR) domain containing adaptor protein (gene Tirap). The record is from RefSeq and is a predicted model, not a curated record. The transcript has 4 exons. NCBI's taxonomy places the organism in Eukaryota, Metazoa, Chordata, Mammalia, Rodentia, Heteromyidae. Gene Ontology annotation, biological process: signal transduction. The coding region runs from base 317 to 973 and encodes 218 amino acids.